Molecule: messenger RNA, 340 nt
Organism: Gorilla gorilla gorilla (western lowland gorilla)
Lineage: Eukaryota; Metazoa; Chordata; Mammalia; Primates; Hominidae
Product: large ribosomal subunit protein eL36-like
Exons: 1
Coding region: 1-318 (105 amino acids)
Biological process (GO): translation
Cellular component (GO): ribosome
Molecular function (GO): structural constituent of ribosome
Source: RefSeq, a predicted model, not a curated record
AUGGCUCUGUGCUACACUAUGGUCGUGGGCCUCAACAAGGGCCACAAGUUGACCAAGAAUGUGAGCAAGCCCAGACACAGUCGUAGCCUCGGGCGCCCAACCAAACACACCAAGUGUGUGCGGGGCAUGAUCCAAGAGGUAUGUGGCUUCACCCCAUACGAGCGGUGCACCAUGGAGUUACUGAAGGUCUCCAAGGACAAACAAGCCCUCAAGUUCAUCAAGAAAAGGGUGGGGACACACAUCCACACCAAGAGGAAGCGGGAGGAGCUGAGCAAUGUCCUGGCCAUCAUGAGGAAAGCUGCUGCUAUGAAAGACUGAGCUCCCUGUCCUGUCCUCUCCC